Messenger RNA from Ustilago hordei, 4170 nucleotides. RefSeq lists its product as uncharacterized. Lineage: Eukaryota; Fungi; Basidiomycota; Ustilaginomycetes; Ustilaginales; Ustilaginaceae. The record is from RefSeq and is a predicted model, not a curated record. The coding region runs from base 1 to 4170 and encodes 1389 amino acids. The transcript has a single exon.
AUGUCUCCACCUCAUCUGCCAUACACGACAUCGGACGAAGAUGAGCCGCGAUAUCCCCUGCGCUCGCUCAAGCGUCCGAUUUCACGGCCAGCUUCCGACAGCGAGAUGGACGAACUUCAGUCGGACGCAGAUGAUGAUCUCCGCCCAACUUCAAGACCGCCACCGAGGGCACCCCCAUCUCGUUCACUUGCCAAGAAAGCGGAAAGACGAGAGAUUGAUAGAAAGCGCAGGAAGGAGAAGAAGCGCAGGAAGGAGAAGAAGCGCAGGCUAAAACGUCAGCGCCGUCAGGCAGAGGCGAAAGCUGCCGCCGAGGAGGCUGCCAAGCAGGACAGCGACGGCGCCUCUUCCUCACAUAGCGUCGUUCAAGAAAACUCUUCAGCACCUCGUUCCACCAUCUCAGGCCCAUCUCGCCAUCAGAAUGGCACAGAGCCGAUGCUUGUCUCAGACAGCGAUGACGAUGACGCACCUCUAGGGCCGCUUAUUGUCCGAAGCUCACCCUCCCAGGCUGAGCAGCCAAACACAGAGCCGACACAACCUGCAGACAUUAUAAGCGAAGACGAGGUUGAAGCCCUUGCUGCACAAUCUUUGCCCACUCAAGUUAAUGCAGCGAGAUCAAGCUCUGUGCCUGUCGCGGUCGAGCCUCAGCAUGAUGAGGCUCCAUCUCAGCGCGGCGCAUCUGCUCGCCCUCAAGACACCAACGGGUCAGGUGAAGCUGGGGACCCCAUCCAAUUUGCAAGCUCCGACGCCCGGCUUCAGCUCAUGGACGACGCUGAAUACGAUGACACCGUCUCUGACGUUAGCUCGGUCUCCUAUAGCGAUUCGGAGGAGUAUCAGGAGGGCGAGUACUUCUAUACCAGCUCAGAGGGCUCUCUGCACAACUCGGAUAGCGAGGAGGGGCUCGGCGCGUGGACAAAUUGGGAUAGGCAGAAAUGGCAGGGCAAUACAGCACACCUUGACAAGGCCUACGACGGCAACUUUGACGUCAAGGCAGUUCUGCGUCAUCGUCGCAACCCCCGUCGAGGCUUUAUCGAGUAUCGCACCGUCUGGGCCGGUUAUCCCAUUUAUUCGACAACCUGGGAACCAGAGUCCCAUUUCAACAGCCCAGUCACGAUGCGAGAGUAUUGGGAACGUCAAGGAGGGCGGCCUGCCGAUGUCCCGAUCGAACUCAACGAGUACUCUGCUCACGACUCCGACACAGAUAAUGCGGUGAUGCGCCGUCCACGACAGCGUGCGCACGAGGCCAAGAAGAGGAAGCGACGGGACAUCCGACGCGACAAAGUUCAAUUGCGCGAGUACCUGGCCUCGCUGGAUAAGGAUCGGGCAAAGGCCAAAGCGAAGGAAGAGGCGAGAUACGAGAAGUUCCGCCGAGCGAAUCGUGUGGAGCUCGACACCGAGCCAGUGCAGGAGAAGGGCACCAGUCGCAGCUAUAUCAAACGCAUGGAGAAGCUCCAGGCGAAGAAGUGGCAACGGAAAGCAGCAGGCCAAGGGGCUGAGGGUGGUCCGCCGCGGUACAGCAAGACACAGGCUGACCGCAUCGUGUCCGACGUGUCCAUGAAGGGACGGGGUGGAGCGAGCUCUAGCACCAUCUCUGCUCGCACCCGCGUUUCCCAGCUCGACGACAGCAUCCCGGAGAACGACGAAGGUCAAAUGGUCUUCCGACGUUCGGGUCCCAGCUCUGGACCUGGCUACCCCGGCCUCGGCCCUGCGUCUUUGGCGCCCAUUCAGAACUCUGGAGGUGUGCGCUACACCACAUCCUCUGCUUCAGGGUCGGGUGCCGGCGCGCAACCACCCCAGACGCGCCCGCCUCCAGGCAGCUUCAAGGGUGCGCAUCGACGCGAGCCCAAAGUGCAACUCAAGAAUGACUUUGGCGAAUUCCUGAACCGCUUGCAUAGCGGCAGCGGUAGCAGGGAUCGUCAGACCAUCGAUCCUGCUGCGGGACCUCUGCAAACCCCAACGGACGCUGUAGGCCGGCCAAUCACUGCGCCGCGAAGGCCCUCUGAGGCGCGCAAGCCAAACUUGCUCGUUCUGCAGCCCGUCAAGGAUUUCAAAGGCGGUAGUCGAGCCCCUUCUGCUGCGUCACCUGCGCCUGCUAGAUACACAGGUAGCUCCGCGUCCUCAGAAGCCGGUGACAACGAACCUUUCAACAUCCCAGAGAUGAGUGCGGUGCGGAGUCAAUUCAACCCGCACCAACCCGCUCCGGAGUCGGAGGACGAGGCGAGGAAAGAAAGGCUUCCACAGACCUCCAUCACAUUGCCCAAGCGAAGCAGUAUGGCACAAACGUCAGCGACAGAGAACCCUCGUCGUCGUGCUCGCUUCGCAGCAGAGCAGCCUAAAGAGACUCCACAAGCAUUGUGGUCGCCUCCGCACGACAACGGUUACCUUUCACCUUAUGACCCGACGUCCGGCUGGGACACAGCACCGAAUACGGAGCCUGCGCCUUUAAACGUAACUCCUCGAUCGCCACUCGAAAGAGAUGUUCACCGUCGAAGCAUUGAAGGACCGCAAGGCAAAGCUCCGCAGCGUCUUGCGUGGCACGGAUGGCUAGAAUUUGUUGCAGGACACAGUGUCAUCGAGCUGGAGGGUGCGCUGCGUGCAACAGAGGCCGUGUCGUCCGAUCGGAUUAAGGCGCUCGGCUUGGCAGUCAGCGGAACGUCUCUGCGUUUCGAUAAGGUCUUGCCUUUGUCCUGGCUGAGAGACAUUCUGGCGGGACACAGCAUCGCCAGUGAAGAAGCCAUGCUGCUCGAAGCACAUGGUCCAGACGCACAGCAGGUUCGCUCUUCUCUUGAUCAGGUCUCCGAACAGGUGAAAGACUUCGACGUCGCUCUGCUUGCGUACGCCGGAGAGAAGCCACCUUCUUACGACUUUGCCAGCGGCGAGAGUGUACCGAAAGGUCGACUCGAGUACUUCGCUGCAUUCUCGGGCAAGUACAACAUCGAUUAUAUCACAGGUAUUCCUCCCGCCCUGCGAAAUGUCGCCAACCAUCCAUAUACCCUCUGCAUGAUGCCACUGCAACUCGAGCACCACCCGGCGCCAUCUCAACUCUUCUCGAUGCAGCACCCGCCGCCCUUGGAAUCUUCCGUUGGCAACAUCUUUGAUAGCUCUCUUUGCAAGAAGACGAUCGAAGAUCUCAAGAUAGGUCGCAACGACAUUCGAAAGGUCAAGCGAGCGGCGCAGCGGUACCGCAUCAGUCCUCGCCUGUACGAGGGAAUCCGGAGCAGGUACAAUGUUAUCUUCCUAGGACGAAACCCGCCGAGCUACGAGAAGAGCAUCCUGUAUUACAUGGUCCGCAUCUUUGAAGGUGGAGCGCGCCUGUCUCUCGAUACUGACAAGGAUGCGAAGCUAUUGAAGGAUCCCAAAAUCGGCGUCAACGUCUUCGUCCGGCGCGCUGCUGUCGACGAGAUUCUCAAUACUGACGAGCAGCUCACACUAGUCCUAGCAGGCUAUCUCAGGCGGUUCAAACGACAGCCACGGUGCAAGUUUUGGACAUUUGGCUUUUCACCUGAGGACCCCGACGAGCGUGUCCGCGAGAUCUUCCCUGGUCACGACGGUCUUGUGACAUUCAGCAUGUCAGCCAUCCUCGCAGAUCUCCUGCGAGCAUCGACCGAGGAAAAGGACAAGGAAGAUAAGGAAGAGGGCCAGUGGACGCAGACCGACAACGAAAAGACCGCCCCUCCUCCCGUCCUCUGUCAAGCGGCAUACCACGUCGCAGACAACUGGCGAGUCCGACUCCAUCCGUGGAUCCGUCCUUGUUUUAGGCUUCUCGCUGACCAACUCGAGCCCGCCUGUCGAUCUCUGAACUUGCUCCAAGAAGACGACGAGUUCCCCAUCGAGUUGAUGCUUGAGCUCGACACCAAGCUCGAGGUGCUUUACACAUCCGCGCUUGUGGAAGAAUGGACCGGCGAUGUCAUCAACGGACUGCCAUUCGACGAGCCGACCGAAGUGCCCGACAAGCCAGAGGAGCUCAUUAAGAAGCUGGACGCCGAAGUGUUUGCUACUAUCCGCAAGAGUCAGCUACGCACGAUCUCUGAUACAAGAUUCCAUGUCAUGGUGUCAUGCAGCGGAGUGGAGGAGAAGAGGUCAGAGGAAGAAACUGCAGGAGUCGAAGUGAUUAGCAUCGAGGAGUUCAGCGGCAACAGGUGUCGAGAGUUGGCAAAGCUGCCUGGCAAUUGA